AUGGCCAGUCAGGUUGAUGUCCUUCUCUAUGGGCUGGGAGCCAUCGGUUCCUUCUACGCCUUCAUUCUACAUCGUAGUAACAAAGUUCGUCUGACCGUUGUCGCCCGGUCCAACUACGCAGCCGUCAAGGAGAAUGGCAUCCUUCUGAAAAGCGCAAACCACGGCGAGCAUCGAUUCUAUCCAGACCACGUGGUCCGCUCGCCCUCAGAACUCACCCAUCCAGUCGACUAUGUUGUCUGCACCAACAAAGCCAUUGACCCUGCCAGUGCCGUCCACUCCCUAGCACCAGCAAUUGGCAACGACACCACGAUCGUGAUCAUCCAGAACGGCGUAGGGAAUGAAGAGCCCUUCUGCGAGGCAUACCCAUCGUGCAGCAUCAUCUCCUGCGUUACAUGGGUCGGAGCCUCCCAGCCCACCCCAGGCACCGUUAUACACACCACAUCCGAAGAUACCGAACUCGGUCUUUACCCGAACCCCAAGGUUUCAGAUGCCGUGGAGGCUGAACGUCUCAACACGUUCGCGGGCCUCCUUGCCGCAGGUCAAACCCGUCACACCGUGCAUGAUCAUAUCCAACCGACCCGCUGGUCCAAAGUUAUCUGGAACUGCGCCUGGAACACCCUGACGACCUUGACCGCUCUGGACACGCAGGCAUUCUUGCAAUCCUCCCCGGAUGCCAUUCCCUUCACGCGACGGCUCAUGAGCGAGGCCGUGGCGGUGGCUCGUGCUGCUGGUGUCCCUCUCCCGGAUGAUCUGAUCGACACCCAAUUGGCACGGAUCCAAAGUCUCGGGGCGGUGCGGACGAGUAUGCAGAUCGACCGGGAGAAUAACCGGCCGAUGGAGAUUGAGGUGAUUGUAGGUACGCCAGUGCGUAAGGGGCGGGAGUUGGGCGUUCCUACGCCUGUGUUGGAGACGCUUCUAUCGAUAGAGCUAGACGAGUGGGAUACUAGAGAGUGGCAGUAUGUCUCGUGCUUCGAGUAG
This is a messenger RNA of Aspergillus niger, 978 nucleotides long. RefSeq lists its product as uncharacterized. Gene Ontology annotation, molecular function: 2-dehydropantoate 2-reductase activity. The record is from RefSeq and is a predicted model, not a curated record. Lineage: Eukaryota; Fungi; Ascomycota; Eurotiomycetes; Eurotiales; Aspergillaceae. The transcript has 6 exons. Bases 1 to 978 code for a protein of 325 amino acids. Gene Ontology annotation, biological process: pantothenate biosynthetic process. Gene Ontology annotation, cellular component: cytoplasm.